GCCCGCAUCCGCGGCGAGACCUGGUACCCAAUCAAGGUUGACGGCAUUUCGAAGAGUGUUGUACUCGACCCGGCCGGAGGACCGAAGACCCUAAAGCCAGAAAUUGUAGCCAACUUCGCGACCGACAAUAGUAAGGACAACAUCGACUAUACAGCUAUGAAGGCUGUCUGGAUCAGUAGACCAUCAGACAAGGUUAACGGGUCGAUGAUUGCAGCCGCCUAUCUGCUGAGGAAGAUGACCGUCAUCUUUGGACCCACAGCUGGAUUCGCGGCCCCGUAUGAGGCAAAGGAGAACAACGACCCGUGCUUCAACUGUAACAGCUACGGCCAUUACCAGUUCAGAUGCACCAAACCCGCCAAUGCGGCCACUGCUCAGGGAACCACCAGAGCAGGGACUGUAUGGACAAAGGCGAACGUAGGGGCUAGGCCAGGCCCCAUUAUGAGCAUUUUCAACGACGAUAGCACGGCAACGUUCGACGCCAUGUGCAUCUCAGAACCAUACAUAUUUGCUCAUCCUAGGACAGGGGAACCCACAGUCAAUCAACACAGUGGGUGGACGACGAUUACACCGAAAACAUACAAUCAGGAGGCAAGCUCGGUACGAUUCUCGUUCCGAGCAGCGAUCUGGGUGUCAGACAGAAUCAAGCACCAGGAAGUUGAGACCACGUCGCCAGACGUAGCAGCGGUGACUUUACAAGUGGAAGGUGCGUCGAUAUUGCUCAUAUCGAUCUACGUCCCAUACAAGAGACCGCGGGAAGAGAUCGACCUACAGGAGCGUAUAGCGUGCGCCCAAGACAUUAUACAGAAAACCCGGGAGAAAACAGACAGCGCCCUCCACGUAUACGUAGGGGGUGAUCUCAACCGUCAUAGCAAUGUGUGGGGAGGGAAGGAAGUAGCGCCAGACAGAAGAAAGGACGACUGGCCCAUUUUACAAUUCAUGGUCGAAGAAGAAUUGGACUCUAUGCUCCCGAGAGGCACGAUCACCUUCUCGCACAACAACGGACUACACCCGACUACUAUUGACUUAGUCCUGGUGUCACCAGGACUACAGGCGGCUAUGAUCCAGUGCAAACCCUCCGAUACAGACCACGGAGGCGACCACAGGGUCAUAGAGGCCCGCUUCCAGAUGCCCUGGGAGAUUAGGACGACGAGGAGACUAGGGAGAAAUUACGACAAAGCAGACUGGGGAAACAUCUGCAAGGCAGUUAGUAUCAUACCUCGACCUCGACAGAUCUCGACGAAAGAGCAGCUUAACGACGAGGCCGAGAGGUUUGUUGAAGCGAUUACCCAGAUAGUCGCAGAUAAGAUCCCAUACGCCAAACCUCAUCCAAACGCAAAAGGUGGUGGACACCAUCCCUUACGGCACUCCGGCUUACACUUUCAUCUUUACGGAACCAGGAGACAGAACGGAGAAGGAGAGACUCAAACUGCAGGGACUUACAUCAACAGAUCCAAGCAUCAGAAGGCUGCCCACUGGAGGAAGUUUGUGGACAGCCCAGAGAACGUGUGGAAGGCCAACAGGUACACUCGCAUGGACGCAGGAUCUGGGGGUGUUCCUACGUUACAGGGAACCCAAGGGCCGGUCGACGACGAUGAAGGAAAAGCAACGCGCAUUGGAGCCCAGGCGAUAAUACUCUCGUUUAAGGCUACAGCCCUUACAGUGGCUCAAGCCGAAGCGGGCAUCGAAACCACAGUCGACCGGCUACAAAGGAAGGUUACUAACCAUUUGGUUAGGAGCCUUACAGUACCAAACACAAAUCCUUUAUUCGACUGCCUAACUAGGCUAUUCACCCAAGGCAAGAGCUUCCCGUCUCCGCUAGCUAUCACCGCGCGGAAGUUUGGCCCGGAUCUAGGCCUGACGGCCGAAAGCCUAAUGGAGACCGUAGAGCCAGUGCUUCAAGAACCGUGGACAGAGGGCGUCCCGGGAUGCCUAGUUAAGGGACUAGAAGACGAGGCGGAUGUAGUCAUUCGACGACUACGAUCGAAAGCAGGCAGGGAAGAGAGAUGCACAUUCUAUACUGACGCAGCACGGAAGAGCGGCGAGAGUGGCAUUGCAGUAGUGCAAGGGAACACUGGAAAGACUAUCACCCAAAAGCGACUUCCUAGAUGGGCAGCAGGCGACUCGACGGUUGCAGAACUUAUAGCCAUCGAGGCAGCGCUAGCAUAUCAAACAAGGAGAAGGCCACGCCCGAUAAAGACGAUCAUCGCGACAGAUAGCAAGCAAGCUAUCCGACAUAUCACGGAGGGGGCAAGCCCACACGGACAAUACGUGGUACGAUACAUCCGUAAGCACAUCGAUGCUCUUCAGGCCCGGGAAGGGGCAACGGUCACCUUACAGUGGGUACCGGCCCAUAAGGGGUGGUACGGCAACGAGUGGGCAGACAAGAAGGCGAAAAAGGCACUAGAGGAGGGACGGGGAGGGGGAAGGCCCUGCUACGCAACCCGC
Molecule: messenger RNA, 2445 nt
Organism: Aureobasidium musti
Lineage: Eukaryota; Fungi; Ascomycota; Dothideomycetes; Dothideales; Saccotheciaceae
Source: the annotation of a GenBank genome assembly